AUGAUGUUCCCCGGUGGUGUAGGAAGUUCCGAAUUGCAGCAAGCUGCUGCCGAGAAAGUCAAAAGAGAUAUUGGAACCUUCUUCAUUUUCGGAUUCCUCAUUGAGGCUGGGAUGGAUACCACCGAUCCGCAAAUGGCACGAUUUCUUCAGCAACUGCAAUCAGAAACGCAGAGGCAGAAGUUCACAGAGCAGGUUCAUACCUUGACUGGUCGAUGUUGGGAUGUUUGCUUCGCCGAUUACCGUCCUCCUAGCAAACUCGACGGAGCACUCACGAUUGCCUCCAGCUAG
Messenger RNA from Cooperia oncophora, 288 nucleotides. The record is from the annotation of a GenBank genome assembly. Lineage: Eukaryota; Metazoa; Nematoda; Chromadorea; Rhabditida; Trichostrongylidae.